Molecule: messenger RNA, 522 nt
Organism: Gongylonema pulchrum
Lineage: Eukaryota; Metazoa; Nematoda; Chromadorea; Rhabditida; Gongylonematidae
Source: the annotation of a GenBank genome assembly
AUGGCUUCACCGCGGUCCUUUGAAUAUAUGCUUAUAGCUGGAAAGCAGCGGUUAUCGUCUGGCAUUGAGUCGGAGCUUGUUCUUAAUCCUGAUAGUAGCGUAAUCAAUGAUGGCCUAUUACCAGUUACGGCAAAACAGCAGCGAUAUAUUGUCACAUGCUCAAACACCACAGUCGGUCAUUUGUGCGAGUACAUUUUACAGCGAGUUCGGAUUGAGUCGUAUGCCGAAACGAGCAAAAAGUCUGCGCAGUAUUUUGCGCAAAAGCGUGUACUUCUUUGCCUCGCAAAGUCGGAUCUGACGCUUGAUGAUGUACUGGUGGUAAACGAGACGGGUGAAGGCCAAUUUACAGCUGUGAAUGUCUGCGAACGAAACAGCUGCUCCACUACAGUUUCCGUCUUUACCAUAAAUUCGCCUUUUAAAGCGUUGGAUGAAUCGCUUACAAUAGAGCAGCUAAAGACGGAACACUGGUCGAACAGGAAAAGGCCAAUCAAACUUAUUUUUAAGUUUGUCGACCGUUCGUAG